UUGAAUGAAGCUGAUGUGUGUGAUGAGGAAAUGGUAGAUGCAGUUGUGGAGCAGAAGGACAAAGGCGAGGGAAGAACCAGACUUGAAGCAAAGGACAAUGCAUGCCCAAAUUUCAAUGUCUCUCUGACAGACAGUCAGAUGGAUCACAUCCUGGAGACCAGUCAUCAGGAUUGUUCUCCCGAUGAAGGUAACAAUGCCGCUGAGGACAACCCAAACCGAAGCAGCAGCUUUUUGUUUGACAGUCUGUAUGAGAACUCGCCGAGCCCACGCCAAAUCCCGCCGCGCCCACCGGUAGACGAGGAGACUGGAUGUGGGCGCCCCCUGCUGUCCGCGCAGGAGCGACGCCGCAGCGAGCUCCUCGUCAACCAGCAGGCGGAGAAGCACGAGGCCAUCCAGUGGGGCGAGUCCUCCUUCAACCUGUCGGAGUGGGGCGACUCCAUGCUGGUGGGCGAGCACUUUUUAGAGAAGCAGGAGGGCGGCCUUCAUGAAGGCAACGAGGAGCAAGCCGGGCCACAAAGUGAAGCUCAAGAUGAAGUUUCACUGCAAAGUGGAGACCAUGGACCGGAUGUCCGUUUUGCACCUGAGAGCAGCUUUGAUUGCAGUCCGGGUCUGCAGGAGAUCUUUGACCGCUGGCCUAGUAUGUCUGAUCAGCCUGUGCAGAACAUCCCAUCAGACCUCAAAGGCACGGUCGACCAUGCUGCUCCCAUGCAGAUGGCAAUCACGGACGACCCUGAGAGGGAUUCUGCAGGAUUACAACCAUCAAUAGAGAGGCCUGACUCUGCUGGUGACCUUGUACCUCCUACUCAGGAGACCCCGCCCGUGACGCCCAGAAUAAAACUAACCACGACCUCCAUCCAGUCGCCUCUUGCCAUCCCGCCAUUCAACCAGUCGACUCCUUCCAACCUCCACCGGGGGGAACCUCCUAAGCCUCCGCCACCUGACAACGCCACCCAGCUGCAGCCUCAUUGCGAGGACACGCCGCCGGACUCCUACGGGGGCUUCUCUCUACAGCUCUCCCAGGACGCGCCGCUUUCCUCCAGCGGCGCCUUCUCCAUCAUCGACGUGUCCAGCAACCGGCGGCUCUUCGACGCCUUUGUGGAAGAGUGGGAAACGAAAGAGCGAUUCUCUCUGGCUUUGGCCUGGGAGAAGAAGGAGCGCCCAAAGGCGCAGGACGGGGAAAUUGGAGCUGACGGGUUUCCAGUAAGAGGCAGUGAUGGAUCGGUGCUGAUUGGACUGUCUGUCUGCUGGGGAGCAAGAGACGCUUACUACAUAUCCUUUCAGCGAGAGCAGAACCAAGGUUUGAGUUUGAGCCUGGCUCCUCCCGCCCUGGAUGAGAGUCUGUCAGUAGGCGAGAGGCUCGCACACGUGCAGGCGGGUCUCUGCGGGCCAGCCGCUGGAGGGAGGGUGGUGGUCACCUAUGACAUCAUCCAGGUGUACAAAAUGCUGGUGCUGAGCUGCGGCAUCAGCUUGGAGGGACGAUGUGAAGACCCCAAGGUGGCGUGCUGGCUGUUGGACCCUGGCAGUGAGGAGAGAACCCUGCCCAACAUGGUCACCGUCUAUUGUCCGGACGCGCUCCCCCUUUUGGACGGGCUGGGGAACGCCCACGCGUACUGUCCUCGCGUGAGGGCGGCCACCACCAGCGUGCUCGCGUACGCCGUCAUGAACCAUCUCAGUCUUCUGCUCGACAAGGACGGCAUGCUGGACUCCUUCACGAGCGUGGAGAUGCCUUGCCAAGUGUGUCUGGCGCUGCUGGAACUCAACGGCGUGGGUUUCAGCGUCGACGAGUGCGAUAGACAAAAACGCGUGAUGCAAGCCAAGCUGGUGGCGCUGGAAAGUCGAGCGUACGAGCUGGCGGGGCACGCCUUUUCCCUCACCUGCAUCGACGACAUCGCACAGGUUCUGUUCUUGGAACUCCACCUGCCUCUAAACGGUGACAAGGGGGCGCCCAGGAGCAAGAAGACCCUGGGCUACACCCGCAGAGGCGGCGGCAGAGUCCGGCUGGGAAAGCAGUUCAGCACUACCAAGGAUGUUCUGGAGAAGCUCCGCCCUUUCCACCCGCUCCCUGGCGUGAUCCUGGAAUGGAGGAGGAUCACCAAUGCCUUGACUAAGGUGGUGUUCCCGCUGCAAAGAGAGAAGCAGCACCACACCAGACUGGCCAUGGACAGGAUCUACCCCGUAGCCCAGACACACACGGCUACAGGUCGUGUGAGCUUCACAGAGCCCAACAUUCAGAAUGUCCCCAAAGAUUUUGACAUUUGCACGGCGACACUUGCGGGGGAGAGCCCGCCGUCGCAAGAUGGCCGCCACAUAGGCAAACAAGGGAAGAAGAGAUGCCCCGUGGUUCCGAGUCAAGGCCCGUCUUUCUCUGUCAGCAUGAGACACGCCUUUGUCCCUUUCUCAGGUGGGAUGAUGUUAGCGGCCGACUACUCCCAGCUGGAGCUGAGGGUCCUGGCUCACCUGUCCAAAGACCGCCGGCUGCUGCAGGUGCUCAACGGGGGGGCCGACGUCUUUCGCUGCAUCGCCGCUGAGUGGAAGAGCGUGGACCCCGAGACUGUCAGCAACGAGCUACGGCAACAAGCCAAACAGAUCUGCUAUGGAAUCAUUUACGGGAUGGGCGCCAAGUGUUUGGGGGAACAAAUGGGCGUGGAGGAGGACGACGCCGCUCGCUACAUUGACAGCUUCAAGGCCAGAUACAAGGGGGUCAACUCCUUCCUCAGAGACACGGUGAAGAAAUGCAUGAAGGAGGGUUAUGUUCACACGCUGGCAGGACGUCGCAGAUACCUUCCUGCCAUCACACACGCCAACCCUCACCUGAAAGCCCAUGCACAGCGUCAGGCAGUCAACUCCACAGUGCAGGGAUCUGCUGCAGACAUUGUCAAGAUGGCCACUGUCAACAUCCACAGGAGACUACGUCUCACUUACCCCACUGCACCUCUCUCUCACCAGCAUAACCACUCAGCGCGCGGAGGAGGGGUGCACCUGCAAGGAGGUUACUUGGUGUUGCAGCUCCAUGAUGAACUCAUCUAUGAGACCACGGAAGAAGACCUCAUUCAGGUGGCACAGAUGGUGAAGCGAGAGAUGGAGAGCGCGGUGAAACUUUACGUGAAGCUGAAAGUGAAAGUAAAAGUGGGACCCAGCUGGGGGAACCUGCAGGACUUGGACAUUUAAUGUACUGUCACACACAGGUUCGAUCCCCAACCUGCACCCCAACACCCAGCCAGCAUAUUUAUACUAAUAUUUUUAAUUACUGCUGAAGAAUGAACUUGCACUACAAGAGUGAAAGAUAAUAUUUAUUCAUGUUGUUUGACAGCAGUCAUGUGACAUUUAGUCGAUGUUUUCUCCUACAAGAGACAUUUUGCAGCAAAUAAAACAAAGUGAAAGUCUGUUUGUGCAACACAAAUGUAUUUGUGUGUCUGUAUUUCAAUGUGUGUGUUCUAGGUUGUCCCUAUUGGGAUUUGUCUCUGGGCAAAAAAACAUCUCUGUCCGUAUUCCCUCGAUUGUUGUUUUUUCGCUACCGUUUCUGCCAUUAGAGUUGUGUAUGCAGAUGUGUGUAGUGUUGUCAUCACAUUACUGACAUGGACGUCCAUUAGACAUGUUCUAAACUCCGUCACCAACAGCGCCGACUAGUGGCGAGUACCAAGAGAGGCGAGGUGACGGUACAGACCCAAGUUGGGGUUGCUGCGUGGACACACAACUCUUACACGGCAGCUGGGUCACAAAAGGCUCGUGCAAACAGACAGCCAAUCAGAGUUCCUGCCUUCACACUAAUCUGAUUACAGACUUAUUUUUUACCCACACAGAUUCUUUUACACAACUCUAAUGGCAGAAACGUAGCAAAAAGUCACAGCUAGAAAGACAGUCAAUCAGGGAUCCUGCUUCACACACAACUCUUAGAAACAUUGCUUUACACAUACACACAUCUGAAUACAUGUACACAACUUAGCGGCAGAAAGGUAGCAACAUGCCAUGUGUAAACAGUUAAUCUGGGUUCUUGCUUCACCCAAAUCUGAUUACAGAAACACAUUUUCAUGCGCAGACACAAAUUGCUUUACACAUACACAUCUAAACACAAACAAUUCUUUCAAGGCAGAAACUUUGCAAAAAUUAGGGUUUCUGUUUCACAUAAAUCUGAAUACACAUACAGAACUAACUGUUUACACAUGACAUGUUGCUACCUUUCUGCUGUUAAUCAGCAUUCCUGCUUCACCCAAAUCUGAUUACAGACAUAAAUUGCUUUACAUAUACAAACACCUAAAUACAAACAAUGCGUUAACAGACAAUCAGGGUUUCUGUUUCACAUAAAUCUGACUACACAUACACAACGGCAGAAAGAUAGCAACAUGUCACGUGUAAACAGUUAAUCAGGGUUCCUGCUUCACCCAAAUGUGAUUACAGACACACAUUUUCCUACGCGCACACAACUUAAGCCACAAAUUGUUUUACACAUACACACAUCUAAACAAUUCUUUCAAGGCAGAAACUUAGCAAAAAUCAUGUGUAAGGCAAUUAGGGUUUCUGUUUCACAUAAAUCGGAAUACAAGUACACAACUCUAACUGUUUACACAUGACAUGUUGCUACCUUUCUGCUGUUAAUCACCAUUCCUGCUUCACCCAAAUCUGAUUACAGACAUAAAUUGCUAUACACAUACAAACACCUAAAUACAAACAAUUCUUUAAAGGCAGAAACUCAGCAAAAAUCAGGUGUUAACAGACAAUCAGGGUUUCUGUUUCACAUAAAUCAGACUACACGUACACAACUUAACGGCAGAAAGGUAGCAACAUGUCAUGUGUAAACAGUUAAUCAGGUUCCUGCUUCACCCAAAUCUGAUUACAGACACACAUUUUCAUACGGGCACACAACUUGAGACACAAAUUGCUUUACACAUUCACACAUCUAAACACAAACAAUUCUUUCAAGGAAGAGACAGUUAUCAAAAAUCAGGUGUUAACAGACAAUCAGGGUUUCUGUUUCACAUAAAUCUGACUACACGUACAUAACUUAACGGCAGAAAGGUAGCAACAUAUCAUGUGUAAACAGUUAAUCAGGUUCCUGCUUCACCCAAAUCUGAUUACAGACACACAUUUUCAUACGCACACACAACUUGAUACACAAAUUGCUUUACACAUACAAACACCUAAAUACAAACAAUUCUUUCAAGGCAGAAACUUAGCAAAAAUCUGGUGUUAACAGACAAUCAGGGUUUCUGUUUCACAUAAAUACGAAUACACCUACACAACUUUAACGGCAGAAAGGUAGCAACAUGCCAUGUGUUAACAGUUAAUCGGGGUUCCUGCUUCACCCAAAUCUGAUUACGGACACAUUUUCAUACACGCACACAACUUAAGACAAAAAUUGCUGUACACAUACACACAUCUAGAUACAAACAAUUCUUUCAAAGCAGAAACUUAGCAAAAAUCACGUGUUACACAAUUAGGGUUUCUGUUUCACACAAACUGAAUACACGUACACACACCUGAAUACACAUACACAACCUAAACGGCAGAAAGAGAGCAAUUUGUCGCGUUAAUCAGGGUCCCUGCUUCACCCAAAUCUGAUUACAGACACACACAUUUGUUUACGUACACACAACUUAAGACACAGAUUGCUUUACACGUGCACACAAUUCUCUCACUGCAAAACAACAAUCGAAGAAAUACGGACGGACAAGAUAAUUUUUCUUCCUCAGACAAAUCCUAAUACCGACACACUUUAGUUCAACAACACAUGAAAUGGAUUACACACACAGAUUGAGACGCGCAUUUGCAAAUCAUUUUGCUGCGAUCAUGAUUCUGUAGAAAUUUUGUUUUUUUUCUCCAAGAUACGGAAAGUAUUCCACAGGACCGCUCAUCAUGUACACAAUACACAGACAUUUGGCACGAAGGAAAAGGAGAAAAGUUUAGUGCUGA
This is a messenger RNA of Nerophis ophidion (straightnose pipefish), 5907 nucleotides long. RefSeq names its product DNA polymerase theta-like. The transcript has 17 exons. NCBI's taxonomy places the organism in Eukaryota, Metazoa, Chordata, Actinopteri, Syngnathiformes, Syngnathidae. Gene Ontology annotation, molecular function: DNA binding; DNA-directed DNA polymerase activity. Gene Ontology annotation, biological process: DNA-templated DNA replication; double-strand break repair via alternative nonhomologous end joining. The record is from RefSeq and is a predicted model, not a curated record. The coding region runs from base 31 to 3168 and encodes 1045 amino acids.